This is a messenger RNA of Pangasianodon hypophthalmus (striped catfish), 2087 nucleotides long. Its product is annotated as putative C-type lectin domain family 20 member A. The transcript has 6 exons. The record is from RefSeq and is a predicted model, not a curated record. Bases 73 to 1047 code for a protein of 324 amino acids. NCBI's taxonomy places the organism in Eukaryota, Metazoa, Chordata, Actinopteri, Siluriformes, Pangasiidae.
GAAGCAGUGAAGAUAUGAAGUGAACAGAGUUUUUGAAGAAACAGCAUCAGAUUUUCAGAUUCAAGCUACAUCAUGAAGCAGAAAUAUUUGCUCCUGUAUCUCGUUUGUUUAGUCCCAGUUGCUGUCUCAAUCCUGGAAACGGUCUCUCACAAGUAUGACCUGAUCAUGACACUGCAGUCAUGGCCAGAUGCACAGAAUUACUGCAGAUUGAUGCACACUGACCUGGCCACAGUCAUAAGUGAUACUGAUUGGCUAAGACUGAAGAAUGAAGCAGCAAGCAAAGGUCUGGCAACAUCUGCCUGGGUCGGAUUGUAUGAUGAUUUUACUAGCUGGCGCUGGUCCUUAAACGAGCUCCCACUGAAGAAUGUCCCUUUUACUGGUUGGAAAUCUGGACAGCCUAAUAACGCUCUGGGGAUAGAAGCAUGUGUUAUGAUAAAUGCAUAUGCUAUUUGGCUUGAUACAUCAUGUCAAUUUCUAAGACCCUUCAUAUGCUACGAUGCUAAUUACAGUGGUGCUGACAAGUUCAUCGGAUUCAAAAGUCCAGUGACUUGGCCUGAAGCUCAGGCUUACUGCCGAACACAUCACACAGACUUGGCCAGCUGCGUUAACAGCUCAGACCAAAGCAUGUUAGCGCAGGUGAGCAGUAGUCAGGGUGAUUCCUGGAUUGGGUUAUAUAGAGAAACUUGGAAGUGGUCAGACGGAACCAACACUUCAAACCUCCCAUGGGCUCCUGGACAACCGGAUAAUGCUGAGAGAAUUAUGGGAAGUUGUGCAUCAGUUAAUAACGGACUUUUCAGUGAUGAACCCUGCACCAACCUGCACUAUUUCUUCUGUCACACCAUUCCACCAGUGAGGAGCCAGAUAAUGAGACUGCAGGUGAAGUCGGAUGGGAGUGUGUUUGAUCCUGCUGUGCAGUCAUUUAUUUUAGAGCUGAUCAAUCAGAAACUUGAAGAAAAGGGCAUGUUGGAGAACAUCACAGUGACCUGGAGGGUGCAGCCGGAUGGAAACAUCUUUCACAAGAAAAAAAGGAUGAUCUGUAAUGUCUAAAUGCUCACUCUGUAUUUAACAUACAGUCAGGUCCAUAAGUUUUUGGACAGUGACACAGGUUUUAUAAUUUUUCAUCUGUACAAUACUGUGGAUUUGAAAUGAAGCAAUCAAGAUGACAAAAAUAUGCAUUAAUGUAUUUAGCAUUUAGGAAUUACAGCCAUUUUUUACAGUGUCCCUCCAUUUUCACAGGCUCAAAAGUAAUUGGAUAAUUGACUGAUAUGCAGGUUAAUGGCCAGGUGUGGCCUGUUCCCUCAUUAUCUCAUGGCAAUUUAAGGAUAUAUUUAAGGUCUGCAGUUGAUUCUGAGUGUUGGAUUUGCAUUUGGUAGCUGUUCUUGACAUUUUGAGUCUGUGAAAAUGGAGGGACUCUAAAAAAGGGCUUUAAUUCCUAAACAGUUAAUGCAAUAUUUUUGUUAACCCCUUGAGUUAAAGCUGAAAGUCUACACCUCAAUCACAUCUUGAUUGCUUCAUUGCAAAUCCACUGUGGUGGAGUAAAGAGUGGUGGAAAAAUUAUGAAAUUUCUGUCACUGUCCAAAUAGUUAUGGACCUGACUGUAUACUAUUUUCCCUAAAGCUUAAAUAAUGUCAUCUACAAUCAAACUGCAAUCUUAAUGAAACUAGUAAAAAUACUGAUCACAUUCAAAACAUUUUUACAUUUUAAUGUGGUGUCAAUUUUCAUGUCUUUCAUCUAUAUGAAUAGAUCAAAUGAAUAGAUGGAUUAUACAUUACUAUGUUAUUGUGCUGUGAUGUUUAAGGUGUCUGUAGAAUCUUUUUUUUAGACUGCAAGUGAGACCUGUAGAUUGUGAGAACCAAACAAAGCAGUAAACAUCAUAUUCUGUUCAAUUAUUAAUCACUCCUUUAAGUAUUGUGUGCUAAAAGGUAAUAUUCAGUAGCUUUUACUGUCUAUAAUAUUAUACUAUCGAUAAUAUAACUGAAUAAACUUAUAAACUUAUGAUUUCAGUUAGGAAAUGUAAUCCAGUCUGUCUGUGGUGAAUGCGCAUCAGCACCAUUUUCAUACUUCCUGUGCAGUAAAGCCUUUGUCCA